Messenger RNA from Dissoconium aciculare CBS 342.82, 1281 nucleotides. RefSeq names its product 3-deoxy-7-phosphoheptulonate synthase. The transcript is spliced from 2 exons. The coding region runs from base 139 to 1281 and encodes 380 amino acids. Gene Ontology annotation, molecular function: 3-deoxy-7-phosphoheptulonate synthase activity. Lineage: Eukaryota; Fungi; Ascomycota; Dothideomycetes; Mycosphaerellales; Dissoconiaceae. Gene Ontology annotation, biological process: aromatic amino acid biosynthetic process. Gene Ontology annotation, cellular component: cytoplasm. The record is from RefSeq and is a predicted model, not a curated record.
AAAAAAAAAAAUCCAUAUCUGCCGCAGCUAUACAGCGCUCGCUCUCAAGCAUUUGAACGUCCAUAGCUACAUUCAACACAGCACAUAAGUUUCCACCACUCAUCAUUCAGUGUGAUCACCGAGUGAGCUAUAUCGACCAUGUCUUCCACGACGUUUUACGCCCCAAACGUUGCAUUGGGUAAUCGUGACAGCGUCGAGGAUUGGCGCAUUCGCGGCAUCACUCCACUCACACCACCAGAUUUACUUCAGCAUGAGAUUCGCCAGACUGAGAAAUCGAAAGAGACGGUCAUACAGGGGCGCAAUGACUCUGUUGCAGUUGUUCAUGGCACCGACGAACGCCGCCGACUUUUGGUCGUCGUAGGGCCCUGCUCCAUCCACGAUCCGGCCACGGCUCUGGAAUAUUGUGACAGGCUUCUAGAGCUCAAGAAGAAGUACGAGGACGACCUGGUUAUCGUCAUGCGAUCUUAUCUUGAGAAACCACGGACGACGGUCGGCUGGAAGGGUCUCGUCAACGACCCGGACAUCGACAACACAUUCAAUAUCAACAAAGGUCUGCGCCUCGCCCGUCAGAUGUUCGUCGACUUGACCAACAAAGGCAUGCCCCUUGCGUCGGAGAUGCUUGAUACCAUCAGCCCACAGUUCACUGCGGAUCUUCUUUCCGUCGGCGCCGUCGGCGCUCGCACGACCGAGAGUCAGGUUCACCGCGAACUUGCUUCAGGCUUGUCCUUCCCAGUAGGCUUCAAGAACGGCACCGAUGGUACUCUCGGCGUUGCCAUCGACGCAAUAGGUGCGGUCAGGCAUCCCCACCACUUCCUUUCCGUUACCAAGCCGGGAAACGUCGCCAUCGUCGGCACCGACGGCAACGACGACUGCUUUGUAAUCCUCCGAGGCGGAACACGUGGAACCAACUACGAUUCGGCCAGCAUCGCCGAGGCCAAAGCGGCGUUAGAAAAGAAGUCUCUCAGACCGAAUAUGAUGAUCGACUGCAGUCACGGCAAUUCGCUCAAGAACCACAUGAACCAGCCCAAGGUGGCUGCAGCCAUCGCAGAGCAAUUGCGGGCAGGUGAGACAGGGAUCAUGGGCGUGAUGAUUGAGAGUAAUAUCAACGAGGGUAACCAGAAGGUGCCCCCGGAAGGCAAGGCGGGAUUGAAAUACGGCGUAAGCAUUACCGACGCAUGCAUCAACUGGGAGGACACGGAGAUUGUAUUGAAGGAUUUGGCAGAGGCAGUCGCCGCGAGGAGGACACUGCUGGGCAAGGUGGAGCAGGUCAACGGCCACUAG